AUGGACACACCUCCGAGACGCGGGUCGGAGAACGAGUCGCCUGUUGUCGCGACUGCUGUCCUCGACACGGCGGAUGUCCAAGUCCCGACGCCCCCGAAACCGGCGUACCCUCCAUCACUGGCGGACUGGGCGGACUACAAGUCUCUGAUUCAAAAGCUCUAUGUCGACGACGGGCGUAAUCUCCUGGACGUCCAGAGGAUUCUCCGCCAGAAAUACCACUUCAGGGCCUCGUGCCGGUCAUACAAGAACAAGCUCAGAUCGUGGGGGAUCCGCAAAUACUAUCGGGCGGGCAUUCCACUUUCGAAUCCGCCUGGCAUCCUGUUUGAUCCCGACACGGCUCUGGUCUCGACCUUCAGCAGCGAUUUUACCGCCUCGCCGAACAAAACCGAAGAUGACGGUCGGUCCACCACGAGUUCUUCAUCGGCGCGGCCGGGCGGUUUGCCACGGGAGAGACUCACCCCGCCGGACGAUCUUGAUCCGGAGGGUCUAGGACUGCGAUCAGGCGGACAGCAGGAGCUGGCCAGGCGACUCCGCGGUGUCCCAAGUCCCGCGCCCGGCUUCCUGAUCAAGGACGAGCUCAACGACACGGUCGAAUCAAUCGUGCUAGCCACCCACGCCUUUGUCAAGUCCUUUGUGGCAGUCCCGGCUCCGCUCAGCCCGGGCGACACCCUCGGUUCACAAAGUAAACCAUUUCGGCGCCGGAAAAACUACAUCUGGAAUCAGUUCCAGCACGGCCUGAAUCUCCUGGAGCAAGGGGAGGUCUCGAACGCCUUUGCCGACUUCCAACGGGGCUGUGACAUGGCUGAGGAGUAUCUACUGCGUCCCACCAACCUCACCCUCGUGAGUCUGAUGAUGGUCAUGGGCAACCGCCGCUGGGAACGCUAUCAGCACGUGUGGCAGUCCGUGCUGCGCUUCAUGUCCUCCAUGUCCACGACGGCGCUGGGCAGUCAGCACCCGUUGACCCACAUCGUGAGCAGACUCGUGGACUGGGACGUGAUGCGUGGCGUCGCGCAGCCCUCCAUAACCGUCAUCUUUGACCUGAACCGACGGGAGCUCGGCCCGGCGCACCCCGACGUCCUUAUGCUGCAGCAGAGCCUGUCGGUCGAGCUGAUGCGCCAGGGCGAGUUCGAGCGGAGCGAGGCCCUGAUCCGAGAAGCCUGUUGCGCGAGCCGCGAGGUUCACGGCCCGUUCAGCCUGGCGACGCGCAACUGUCUGCGCCGCCUGGGCAAUCUGUACUGCGAGCAGAAUCGGUGGGACGACGCGGAGUGCGUGUUCGAGAGCAUCCUCGUGCUGGACUCCGCGUCCAACGCCUACCGCGGCCCCGUCGACCAAAGCAGCAUCUUCACGUGCCAGAACCUGUCGCUGGCCAACCACCGCAGCGGCGAUCAGGCCAAGAGCCUCUACUGGGCUGAGCAGGAGCUGGAUCUGGCCCUCAAGAUCUACGGGGCUGAGGACGAGUACACGGUCGACUGUGUGAAGAGGAAGGCCGCGCGACUGAACGGCGAGCCUGCAGAGAAGUGGUUCUCGUGGCUCGAGGUCAGUUGA
This is a messenger RNA of Fonsecaea erecta, 1545 nucleotides long. RefSeq lists its product as hypothetical. The transcript is spliced from 2 exons. Lineage: Eukaryota; Fungi; Ascomycota; Eurotiomycetes; Chaetothyriales; Herpotrichiellaceae. The record is from RefSeq and is a predicted model, not a curated record. The coding region runs from base 1 to 1545 and encodes 514 amino acids. Gene Ontology annotation, molecular function: protein binding.